Molecule: messenger RNA, 1632 nt
Organism: Amaranthus tricolor (Joseph's coat)
Lineage: Eukaryota; Viridiplantae; Streptophyta; Magnoliopsida; Caryophyllales; Amaranthaceae
Product: thaumatin-like protein 1
Exons: 3
Coding region: 185-1231 (348 amino acids)
Biological process (GO): defense response
Cellular component (GO): extracellular region
Source: RefSeq, a predicted model, not a curated record
ACUCUUUUCUAAUUGCACUAACAUUACCCCCAAUUUUCAGCAAAACUUCCCACUUUCUCACUAUCAUUCCCCACUCUAUCCCUCUUUUCCCCUGUUUUCUCUCUUCACUCUCAUUGCACACUAUCACUAUAACACACCAAAAACAGAGCAACUCAUACAUUCAGAAGCUCAAACUAAUAUACUCAUGGAUCAACUAAAUCACAUCAAGUCCAUCUUCUUCCUCAACUUUUCUCUUCUAACUGUUGCAUCCGGUGCAACAUUCACAUUCGUCAACAAAUGUGACAAUACAGUAUGGCCUGGAAUCUUAGCCAAUGCGGGCAGUCCGAAGCUCCAAACAACCGGAUUCGAACUCCCAUCCGCAACUUCUAGGACCUUCCAAGCGCCAUCCGGUUGGUCCGGUCGUUUUUGGGGUAGAACCGGUUGUAAUUUUGGUGACUCCGGUCUAGGAUACUGCACAACUGGAGACUGUGGCUCAGGCACCGUAGAAUGUGACGGCGCCGGAGCAGAGCCGCCGGCUACAUUAGCCGAGUUCACACUUGGUACAGGUGGCCAAGAUUUCUAUGACGUCAGUUUAGUUGAUGGGUAUAAUUUGCCCAUGUUGGUUGAAGUGAGUGGUGGGUCGGGUUUAUGUGCUUCAACCGGGUGUAUAGUUGAUUUGAACCGGGUUUGCCCGACUGAGCUUAAAGCGGGUAAUGGUGACGCGUGUAAGAGCGCGUGUGAAGCUUUUGGAAGUCCGGAAUAUUGUUGUAGCGGCGCGUAUGGUUCACCGACCACGUGUCGGCCGACGGUUUACUCUCAGAUGUUUAAGUCGGCUUGCCCUAGAUCUUAUAGUUAUGCUUACGAUGAUGCUACUAGCACUUUUACUUGCAGUGGUGCUGAUUAUACUAUCACUUUCUGCCCUUCUACUCCAAGUCAAAAAUCAACCAGAGAUACACCUACCCCAGUUACAACCCCAGUGACAGCAACACAACCAGAUUUAUCCGGGUCGAAUCCAAUGGGUUCAACAGCAAGUGGAUUUGGAGGAGAUAUGACAUACGGGUCAGCAUCCGAAUCUGAUCCCGGGAUGUUAACUGGAACUGGAACCGGAACCGGAAGGGAAACCACAGCUAUGUUAUCUGAUGGAUCAUGGCUAGCUGGCUUAGCCAUGGGUGGCUCACCUUCUCUAGAACCCACAUUUGUAGUAAUCCUCAUUUCAGCAAUUUUCUCUCUUUUAGUUAUAAGCCUUUUGUAGUGAAUCAAGGGUAUUCAGUUCAAUGAGUAAUUUCUUUAGUAUUUUUCAGUCUGGCAUUUUGUCGAACAUUUGGUAGGCAAAGCUUAAAAGGGGUGUUCUUUGUCCAGAAUUCAUCAGAAAAGCUGAAGAUUCACUCAAUAUCCCCCAUAUUAGCAUAUAUUAUGUAGUUUAUGUAAGCAUAUUUAAGUUUGUUUUUUUAAAGUGGAAUUAGGGCUUUUUUUAGGGUUUUUAUUAUGAAUUUGUACAGAAAAAGGUUGUGAAGGUUGUAGGGGAGAAGAGAAAAAAGAUGGGCAUUGCGGGUAUUGCAAGAUUGCAAAUGUUUUUCUGCCAGCUAUGGAAUUUAUGAAUUUGCCUUUGACAUUCAACAUACUCAUCAAUUUUUGAGUUGCUUUUGUCUUAAA